AUGGACAUGAAGGGCGUGGACUGAAGAUGAGCUGAUCAGCCUGAUCUCGAUUCUCAUGCAUGUUAUGGGCAUUAUCUAGUCUAUAUAAGCAAGAAGAAAUGAGUGAGACAGAGCCACCUGAAUAUAAGGAGAGGAGGUUGGAGACUAUCUCAGAACAAUCACCAUUGCUACCCAGCAGUAAUGAGCAGACUAAGGAUGAAGGAGGAGCAGAGUUUAUGAAAUCAGAGGAGCACAAAGCAAAAGAUUUCCAACUAAUACAUGUCCCUCACAGAGAGAAAUAUCCGAUAUUUAGUUUUAGGAAGUUAUGGGCGUUCACUGGUCCUGGGUUCCUAAUGAGUAUUGCCUAUCUUGACCCUGGGAACAUUGAGAGCGACUUACAGGCUGGAGCAGCUGCUCAAUAUAAAUUGUUAUGGGUACUGCUUUGGUCUACUGUUGCUGGUUUAUUGAUGCAAUUAUUAGCUGCCAGACUGGGUGUGGUCACAGGUAAACAUUUAGCUGAGGUUUGUAAAGACGAGUAUCCAUUGGUACCACGUAUUGUACUCUGGAUUGCUAUGGAGCUGGCCAUUAUUGGGAGUGAUAUACAGGAGGUUAUUGGCUCAGCUAUUGCAAUCAAUAUAUUAUCUCAAGGAACCAUCCCACUGUGGGAAGGGUGCCUUGUUACUGGCGUCGAUACUUUUCUAUUUCUAUUCCUGGAAAGUUAUGGUUUGAGAUAUUUAGAAUUCUUCUUUGGGUUUCUGAUCAGUAUAAUGUGUGGCAUGUUUGGAUGGAUGUACGUAUAUUCGGCUCCGUCUCAAGUCGACGUGCUAAAAGGAACGUUCAUUCCGAUGUGUGCCAAUUGUUCCAGUGACGUCAUUCAACAAGGACUGGGUGUGGUCGGAGCUGUCAUUAUGCCUCAUAAUAUCUACCUUCACUCCGGCCUAGUCCUGUCUCGUGCUAUUUCUCGCACUAAUCCUAAUGAAGUCAAGGAAGGAAUUAAAUAUAAUACUAUUGAGUCUAGCAUCGCUCUUCUUGUUUCUUUUGUUAUUAAUUUAUUUGUGAUUUGUGUAUUCGGGAUGAAAGUCUUCUCCUACGACUUUCCUUCUGAAUUGAAGGACUCUUGCUCAUCGUCUGGAAUCAGUUUACUUACAGCUGAAGAAUGUUUAUACAAUUCAUUUGGACAGAAGGAAUGGAUUAAGUACAUUUGGGCCAUUGGCCUAUUAGCCUCAGGCCAAAGCUCAACCAUGACAGGAACUUAUGCUGGUCAAUUUGUGAUGGAGGGGUUUUUAGGUUUAAAAUGGGCCAAAUGGAAGCGAGUGUUGCUGACACGUUCAAUUGCGAUGGUUCCUUGUGUCAUACUAGCUAUUCUUGCAUCUAAAAAACUCGAUCUUUUAGAUGAACUAAUCAAUGUUGAGCAAAGUAUUCUGCUACCUUUUUCUGUUUUACCAAUUUUGUUUGCGACCAGUUCAAAGAGGAUCAUGAAACAGCACAGAAACCACAUUGUCCUAACUGUUGUGUCCUGGGUAAUUGCUAUGGUAGUUCUUGGGGUUAAUAUUUAUUUCAUUAUAGACACAUUGGAUUUAAGUGGCCCGUGGUAUCAGCACGUUCUGGCCACACUUGGUCUGUUCAUUUAUAUUUGCAUUGUCCUAUUCUUUAUAAUAUUUCCCAUUAUACGUGAAGUGAGGUUAUGGAGAAAGGAGAGAAGAUAUGGCUCUUUGGCUAAUGGUCACUCCAUCAAUGAUUGAUAACAUUUAUUUAUAUUUUUGUGCCAAUUUUUUGUUUAUACAAACUUGUAAUGUAUACAUUUUGCCAAGUGAAAUCAUAACUUGAUACUAA
Messenger RNA from Amphimedon queenslandica, 1812 nucleotides. Its product is annotated as natural resistance-associated macrophage protein 2-like. The record is from RefSeq and is a predicted model, not a curated record. The transcript has 20 exons. Gene Ontology annotation, molecular function: iron ion transmembrane transporter activity; manganese ion transmembrane transporter activity; cadmium ion transmembrane transporter activity. Gene Ontology annotation, biological process: manganese ion transport; iron ion transmembrane transport. Gene Ontology annotation, cellular component: plasma membrane; endosome membrane. The coding region runs from base 60 to 1721 and encodes 553 amino acids. NCBI's taxonomy places the organism in Eukaryota, Metazoa, Porifera, Demospongiae, Haplosclerida, Niphatidae.